GGGUUUUUUUAUUAUGAUUUUACCUUUCUCUUCCCCUGUGAAUGAAAUACAGCAUUGUGAUUAGUAAUCCCACUCUGGUGACUUGACUUUAAGUGUGGUUUUGGAGGAUAUCCCAGAGUUCUGUUUGUUAAUCUUGCUACUCCUGUGUCAGACACCGCUGGAUACAGAGCAAAGAGCCCUGAGAGCUGCUGCACUUUUCUCAUACUUGUCUUGCUUUUUCACCUUGUCUGGGGAGCACGCCAAUGGAUACCAAGCUCAUAUGUCUGUUUUUUCUUUUCUCUGUGCCUUCCCUGGCAGUGGGAAACCAGACAGGGCGCAUCAAGGUGGUCUUCACACCCAGCAUCUGCAAAGUGACCUGCACCAAGCACCACUGUCAGAACAGCUGUGAGAAGGGAAAUACCACCACGCUUAUAAGUGAGAACGGUCAUUCUGCUGACACACUCACAUCAAGUAACUUUCGAGUAGUGAUUUGUCAUCUACCUUGUCUGAAUGGAGGCCAAUGUACUGCUCGAGACAAAUGCCAGUGCCCACCUAACUUUACCGGCAAACUAUGUCAGAUCCCAGUGCAAAAUGGCUUGCAAAAACAAUACCCGCAUCAACAGCCAGCCCAGAAAGCUACAGGAUCUCAAGUUAUUCAUUCUACUCACACAUUGCCCCUCACCAUGACGGGUCAACAAGGAAUUAAAGUUAAUUUUCCUCCAAAUAUGGUGAAUAUCCACGUGAAGCACCCCCCAGAAGCCUCUGUACAGUUCCAUCAAGUGUCCAGGAUUGGGAGUUCCUCAUCUACACAGAAGAAGGACAGCCAGCUAGGCCAGACACAGUUCUCUUACCACAGUGCCCAGAAACAUCAGUUACCCCACAACACAUAUCCCCGCCAGCAAUCAAUUCCAAAUGUGUAUCCAAUCUCAACCAGAAAUCAACUUGGGCGCUGUUUCCAAGAGACCGUGGGCUCACAGUGCGGCAAACCACUUCCAGGACUUUCAAAGCAAGAUGACUGUUGUGGGACAAUUGGCACAUCCUGGGGCUUUAACAAAUGCAUGAAAUGCCCGAAAAAACAAAGCCAUUAUGGACCUUCACAAAUCAUGGAAUGUCCUCAAGGGUACAAACGAAUUAAUGCCACAUUUUGUCAAGAUAUUAACGAAUGUCAGAUGCAAGGUGUCUGCCCUAAUGGUGAAUGUCUGAAUACCAUUGGCAGUUAUAGAUGCAAGUGCAAAGUGGGAUAUGUUCCAGAUCCGUCUCUGUCUUCUUGUGUUGUUGAUAAUAAUCCUAUUGUGUUUGAAGAGAAAGGUCCCUGUUACAGAUUUUUCAGUCCAGGAAAGCAGUGCAUGCACCCUAUCGCAGUGCAACUUAGUCAGCAGAUCUGCUGUUGCACCGUGGGAAAAGCUUGGGGCCCUCAUUGCGACAAAUGCCCUGUUCCUGGGACAGCUGCUUUUAAAGAAAUCUGCCCUGGCGGUAUGGGCUACACGGUCCCUAACAUGCCUAGGAAUCCAAUACGCGUUCCACCACCUAACAGACCCAUCACAGCACAACCUCCAAUUAGAACAACACGUCCACCAAUCGUUACAAAAGAAGAACCUAUUGAAGCACUCUCUGUCUCCGAGAAAAACCAUCCACACGUGCCUGAAAGGAAAGAUGAAGCUACAGAUGAUGGGCAGGCAAAUGUCCCAUUUGAAGAGAGACGUGUAGAAGGUGGACAACCCCAGUUUUCCCCAGGAAUUUCAACCCUGAACUUAGAUGGACAAUUCCCAGUUGUUGUAGAAAAAUCAUCACCACCCAUUCCUGUCGCACUGGCCCCAGAUGUGUCUACAGCAAGUGCUAGUCAAGUUAUCGCUCCUACUCAAGUAACAGAGAUCAACGAGUGUGCUGUAGAUGUUGAUAUAUGUGGAGAGGGUAACUGCAUCAACCUACCUGUAGGAUACACAUGUUUAUGCUUCACGGGAUAUAAGCUGAAUGAGCAGAAGACGAAAUGUGUUGACAUCAAUGAAUGCGCCAAGGAUCCCCAGAUCUGCUCCCAUGGCCGAUGUGAAAAUACAAAGGGAAGAUUCCUGUGCAUUUGUCAUGCUGGAUAUAUGGCUAAUGAACAGGGAACUGACUGUGUUGAUGUGAAUGAGUGUCUGAGACCACACGCUUGUGAGGAUGAUGGGCUGUGUUUUAACACAAUCGGUUCUUUCCGUUGUGAAUACUGUGAAAAAGGAUUCCGCAAGAACCAAAGGGGUGACUGUGAAGAUAUUAACGAGUGUCUGAAUGAAUUAUCUUGCCCACAUGAUAGAUGUGUUAACAGUGUGGGCUCCUAUGCUUGUGUUCCUUGUCCAGAUGGAUUCAAUGGACUAAAUGGACAGUGUUUUGACAUCAAUGAAUGCCAGGAAGAUACUUCACUGUGUGCCAAUGGUGACUGCUCCAAUCUAGAGGGAUCCUACAGGUGCACAUGUCAAAGGGGAUACGAUGUAACCUCCGAUGGCAAGGAAUGUAUAGAUAUAAAUGAAUGCCAGAGUGGAACGUUAUGCUUAAAUGGGCUAUGCCAAAAUACUGAAGGUUCAUUUGUGUGCUCCUGCCAUGAAGGCUAUCAGCCAGCUCCAUCUGGGGAUCAAUGCAAUGAUAUUGACGAAUGCCAAAAUACAGACUUGUGCAGAAAUGGACAAUGCAGGAAUACAAGGGGAUCAUUUACUUGCAUAUGUAAUCAAGGUUAUAAAGUGUCUGCUGAUGGAGAGCAAUGCGAAGACAUAGAUGAAUGCCAGGAAGAGGCUGAAGUCUGCCUUGGAGGGGGAAGCUGCCACAACACUGAAGGGUCAUAUGAAUGCACUUGUCCAGAUGGCUUCCUUCUGGUAGAUGGUAUACGGUGUCAAGAUAUAAAUGAGUGUGAGCAGCCUGAACUUUGCACUCCUAAUGGGGAAUGUCUCAACACUGAGGGCUCAUACCACUGCAUCUGUGAACAAGGCUUUACUACUACAGCCAAUGAAAGAUCAUGUGAAGACGUUGAUGAAUGUGCUAACACUACGCAGUGUGGCAGUCAAGGUAUUUGUGAAAAUACAGAAGGCUCCUAUCGCUGCCUCUGUUACCAGGGUUAUCAGGACUCCUUCGAUGGGCAAGGGUGUGUGGAUGUGAACGAGUGUGAAAUGCUGAGCGGAGUAUGCGGGGAGGCCCGAUGCGAAAACGUGGAAGGCUCAUUCCUCUGUCUGUGUGCUGACGAAAGCCAGGAAUAUGACCCUAUGACAGGGUAUUGCCGAAGCCACGAUGUGCAUGGCACCAACUCCUUUGGAGAGAGCAACAAUGAUAGUUUGCUUAAUACUUUCAGUCCCAGUGUUACCCAUGAUAAUACAGAGGAAAAUGAUGAAGAUUACAAGGACUGCUACUAUAAUAUCAUUGGGGACAACUUCUGUCAGAAUGUGUUGGCUGCCAACGUUAGCAAGCAAGAGUGUUGUUGUACAUUAGGAGCUGGAUGGGGAGAUAAUUGUGAGAUCUUCCCAUGUCCAGUCAUAGGUUCUGAUGAAUUUACAGAAAUGUGUCCAGAAGGAAAAGGCUACAUACCAUCAAAGGAGUCGAUGUAUGAGGGCAAUGAUAUAUCUUAUCAAGAUGCUGAUGAGUGUAUGUUGUUUGGAAAAGAAAUCUGCAAAAAUGGCUACUGCUUGAACACAGAGUCUAGUUAUGAGUGCUACUGUAAGCAAGGCACAUAUUAUGAUCCUGUUAAGCUUCAGUGUAUCGAUAAUAAUGAAUGUGAAGACCCAAGCAGCUGCAUUGAUGGCCAAUGCAUAAACAACGAGGGAUCUUACAGCUGCUUCUGCACACACCCCAUGAUUCUUGAUGAAUCAGGAAAAAGGUGUAUCCAGCCCAAACAAGAGGAUACAAGUGAGCCAACUGAAGACACAGAUGUUUACCAAGACUUCUGUUGGCAAGAGCUGAUUGAGGAAUUUGUGUGUAGCCAGCCUUUGGUUGGAAGACGUACUACUUAUACAGAAUGCUGCUGCUUAUAUGGAGACGCAUGGGGAAUGCAAUGUGCUCUUUGCCCUACCAAAGACUCAGAGGACUAUGCCGAACUUUGCAACCUUCAGUACAGGCCUUAUGGACAUGAUGCUCUUAUAGACCCUUACACAUCUCACGAUUCCACCCCAUACGAGAUUCCAGAACGUUAUAGCUAUGAAGAGCUGCAGGCAGAAGAGUGCGGAAUCUUAAAUGGAUGUGAAAAUGGAAGAUGUGUCAGAGUGCAGGAAGGCUAUACAUGUGAUUGCUUUGAUGGAUAUCAUUUGGACAUGGCCAAAAUGACUUGUGUUGAUGUCAAUGAAUGUAAUGAGCUGAACAGCAGGAUGUCCCUUUGCAAGAACGCCAAGUGUAUUAACACAGAGGGUUCCUACAAGUGUGUAUGUCUACCGGGCUAUAAACCAUCCGCAAAGCCCAACUAUUGCACAGCACUGAACUCCGACAAAGACGACAGUGAACUUGAGUAAAACAAUCCAAGAACCAGCUACCUUUAUUUUUCAGCCCAUAUACUCUGCACUGUAUAAAGGAAUGUGGACUGUGUAUGUUACUUGAGAAGAAGAUGGAACAGAAAUUAAACUUGAUGGUUUUUAUGAAAUGACAUUGAGCGCAGAAGAAUAUAGAGACUGUGAUGGUUGGCCUACUCCUCGCCAGUUUCUGAAUUGUUACAGACCAAACGGACUUGUUUUCUCUUUGGGGAAAAAAAAACGCAGAACCCAAGUGUAGUGUCUGAUUUUGCAUAAAUUUGAUGGAGAAAUGACAGAGCGUUAUUUUAUUUUUUCUGUUAUUUUAAACUGAAUGGUAUUAUUUUCUACUAUUGCUUUAUUAACUUGGCAUUUUAAUAGUGGUUGGAGCAUCCUGUAACACUUGCUGACUAUGCUGUACGUUGGAUCCUGUAUUACGGCAGAAUUAUCGAGAGGACAAUAUUUGUUUUUAGUUAUUUUUGCAAAUGUUUUCUAGGGCCAUUUUCUAAGAACUUCUCACAAGGUUAUACUAUACUUUUGGAAACCUAGGUCAGUGACUUUUAUAAAUCUGUGUCUGUCCUGUGGAGCAGGCAUCCUUCUGUUUUGAUUCCUGUCUCGGUUGAAAGAAAAUGCAGCAAAUGUUUUUUUUAACUCUUCUAUUGAAUUUUUACUGCACUUCAAACCUUUCAGACUUUACUUGCCAAGUUUCAGAGCUGCUGGAGAGAAAUGUUAACCCCUUCUUGUAAUUAGACACGUUUUUAUGUGUAAAUUGAUUAUGAAAAAGAUAUUUUUUUUUGUUUCGUAACAUAUUAAAGCUUUAUAUUAUAAACCUAAA
Xenopus laevis (African clawed frog) is the source of this 5268-nucleotide messenger RNA. It is a transcript of the gene ltbp1.S, whose product is annotated as latent transforming growth factor beta binding protein 1 S homeolog. Gene Ontology annotation, biological process: regulation of cell differentiation; transforming growth factor beta receptor signaling pathway. Gene Ontology annotation, molecular function: calcium ion binding. Lineage: Eukaryota; Metazoa; Chordata; Amphibia; Anura; Pipidae. The record is from RefSeq and is marked provisional. Gene Ontology annotation, cellular component: protein-containing complex; non-collagenous component of basement membrane.